AUGGAGAACAAAGCCGAUUCCAGCACAAGAGGAUGCAGAUGCACCUGUGUGCCCAUCAAUAUUCACGUGCGAAUUUUAUAUUUCUGGACUUUUGUUUUGUCCAUAUUGUUUGGUAGUGGUGUGUGGUAUUUGUAUCAGGAAAUAAGGUAUCUCAAAUCUGGACUCGAGGAUAAAUUGUCAUGGACAGACAUAGGUGAUUUGCGAGUGUAUCCUAAACCGCCUGACGAAGUCUAUUCUCAACUCAAAGAAUAUGACGUUAAAGGACGCAACAGGUUCAUAGAGCAAGGAGAAGAAUACAUCUUCAGUGUUUUCGACUGGGUAGGGGGUGAUCCCAAGUCUGAUGUGGAACCGCCAUUCAGGGAGGAGUCGGUUACCUCCUGGCAACGUCGUAAACGGCAUGCCUUGUUAGAGGGUUCGGGGUCGGACGGAAACCCUGACAAUUGGCUAUGGAUGAGCGGAUAUUCGAGGGUUCCGAUGGCGGCCAUCGAGUCCUACUGCAAGGCAUCAAAGGAGUAUUGUGCAGUGCAAGGUCCUACAGGACUGCCUGGCGUUUCUGGCACAAAGGGAGAUAAAGGUGACACUGGUCCUUCAGGUCUGACAGGACAGAAGGGUGUGGCUGGAGAUAAAGGGACGUCUGAUCCUGAAUUAGUAGCCGAAAAUCGACGACAGAGUGAACACCUGAGAGGACCACCUGGGCAAAAAGGGGACCGAGGUUUACCGGGAUUAACGGGACCGAAGGGAGAACGAGGAGCAGUAGGACCACCUGGUCCUGUAGGACCUCGCGGUCUACCAGGCAAACGAGGAGUAAAUGGAAUGGAUGGAGUUCCAGGAAAAAGGGGUGACGUGGGCCCUAAAGGAAUGAGGGGAUUGUUGGGAUUUCCAGGCAAAAAAGGAUUACCAGGUUACAAUGAUGUGUGUUGUGUCACUUUGUGA
Molecule: messenger RNA, 933 nt
Organism: Gigantopelta aegis
Lineage: Eukaryota; Metazoa; Mollusca; Gastropoda; Neomphalida; Peltospiridae
Product: collagen alpha-1(II) chain-like
Exons: 6
Coding region: 1-933 (310 amino acids)
Cellular component (GO): collagen type XI trimer
Source: RefSeq, a predicted model, not a curated record